UUCUAGGCUGCCCAGCAAAGUGCACCCGCUGCCCCACCCGGAAGGAAUCGGUUUUCCGGGUCAGAUCGCUUGAGGUCUGCAUCUUAAGAGCAUCGUGCGGAUGUCCCGGCGGAGUAAAAGUGAUGAUUAAAUAUUUUAGCGAAAUCGGAUGGCUAGAAGAGUUUCUUCAGAGCUGUUUGUAAGCAGGUUGUCGUUUUACAUAUCAACUGGAGAAUUGGAGAAGCUAUUCUCGCCCUUUGGCUUAACUGAACAAGGUAGUGAAUAGCAGGUUGAUUUUUGUAGAAUUAGCAAAAACCACAAAACCCGCGGAAACAUCUUCCUGAUUGCAUGAUAAUUUCUUCGACACAGUUUUGGAGACAAGUAUACUGACAUAGAUACCUGAAUCAACAUGGGAGAACUCUUGGCAUUUUCUCAGUCGACUUUGCUGUUACUACCCCGGUCACCGCUCUGCUCUUCAAGGAAUCAUCAUCUUUUCACCUGUUUCAGCCGGUCAUCGCUAUCAGUAACUACACCCAUCACUCACCUGUCUAACGGUGGGCGGAACCAGUGUUCUUGGAGGACUGUGGUUGGAGUCGUUUCAGACUCCAAGGUGCCUACCACCUUUACAGUUGAUUCAGCUGGGGAAGGCGUUGAUAUUCUACCCGACUCUGGUGACAGCAUUGGUGGAGGUGGUGGCAGCGGUGGUGGUGGAGGUGGUGGCAAUGACGGUGAUAAUGGAGAUGGGCAAAAUGAAGAUCAAAGCCAUGAGAAAAAGGGAGGCAUGUCGAUGUCCCAGAAACUGACACUAGGCUACGCUGCUUUAGUUGGAUUUGGUGGAGCAAUGGGAUAUCUCAAGGGUGGAAGCCAGAAGUCACUAAUUGCGGGUGGAGUGUCAGCUUCAGUGCUGCUUUUUGUCUAUGCCAUGCUUCCAUCAAACCCUUUUCUCGCAUCUUCAGUCGGUCUUCUUCUCUCCGCUUCUCUUCUUGGAGUGAUGGGACUGCGUUUCAAGAAGUCAGGGAAGAUCUUUCCAACUGGCGUGGUCUCUUUUGUUUCGCUAGUCAUGACUGGGGGCUAUUUCCAUGGAAUUCUUCGUGGCCUACACUGAUCCACAAGGCCGUUGGCUUUUCGCCUCAACAAGCAGCAGCGAAUAUCAUGUGUUGUUGGAUGAAACUCUGCCUUUUUGUUAUGUAAAACUCAAUGUUGCUGCAUUACGUCCAACUGAAUCAUCUCUCCCUUGCAAUAAUUUAUCUUAAAACUAAAAGACUAUUUAUAUAGCCUUUAAUUAUUCAAUUUUUAAUCUGGAA
Molecule: messenger RNA, 1283 nt
Organism: Salvia splendens (bonfire salvia)
Lineage: Eukaryota; Viridiplantae; Streptophyta; Magnoliopsida; Lamiales; Lamiaceae
Product: protein FATTY ACID EXPORT 2, chloroplastic
Exons: 4
Coding region: 389-1084 (231 amino acids)
Biological process (GO): fatty acid transport
Cellular component (GO): chloroplast inner membrane
Molecular function (GO): fatty acid transmembrane transporter activity
Source: RefSeq, a predicted model, not a curated record